GAACUUCACCCUUUGCAUGUUUUCCUUUGGCAAUAGAGCACUUUUACCAACGUUACGUUAGCGAUACAAGGCCUGUGUGUGACAUCUGCGUGCUUUUUGUAGAUUUGGGCGACUGGAGAUAAUUUAUCUGGUUCACGGUUAUUGGAUUUUUUUAUGCACUGUGGAUGAUUCGGCCUUGAGACAGUGACAUGCAGGGAACAGAAGGGGCAUUAGGAGGUCCUGAUGUCAGAAGGAGGAUACCCAUCAAGCUUCUCCCUAAACAGGCUAGAAAAAGCUUUGCCUACAAGCAGGAGGAGAGGUUUGACUGUGGGGUAAAGGCUGGAGAUGCUUAUGCUAGCACAAGGCGAUACCCUCAGCCAUUGUUUUGGGAUUAUAAGCUUAAUCUGAUUGGUGAAAAAGACGAAACUCCUGUCCAUUUUUGUGACAAGUGUGGUCUUCCCAUUAAGACCUAUGGACGCAUGAUUCCAUGUAAACAUGUUUUCUGCUAUGAAUGUGCACUACUUCAUGAGAGGAAAGGUGAUAAAAUGUGUCCAGGUUUGACGAUGUACAGCUGUACAGACCCAGUUCAGCGGAUUGAGCAGUGCCAGCGUGGUUCUCUCUUCAUGUGCAGCAUCGUUCAGGGCUGUAAACGCACCUACCUCUCGCAGAGAGACUUGCAGGCCCACAUCAACCACCGCCACAUGAGGGUGAGCAAGACUUCAGCAGGCCGCUCUGACCCUCACCACCUUCCAAGCUCGGAAGUUUCAGACCGUUUCCGUGUGCCUCCCAGUCACAUGCCCAAACCCCAUGUGCACAUCCCUCCACCUCUGCCACAUGCCACUCAUGACCCCUACGCUCAGCCACCUCCUCCCUCUCACGAUGACCUCCGUCCCCCUCCUGGCCAGGCUCCUUCAACUGACAUGGGGCCUCCACGCUCUCUUGCUCAAGAGACGUUCCGCAUUACUACAGUGACUACACGGAAGCACAGCAACCUCAUCACCGUUCCCAUUCAGGACGAUUCAGCAAGCUCUUCCUCCCGUGAGCCUGUGAAUGCCCCACCACAUCACCAUCCAGGAGAAUAUCCAGGGCAACCUGUAGUUUCCCAUCCACACCACAUGAUGGCUCCACCUCAACAACGUUACGGGCCUCCACCUCCUCCACCCCCAAUUAGUCAUCCAAUGCAGCAUCCAGCACAGGUCUUCAGCCAAGCCCCUCCUCCACCUUUAUCCUCGGUUCCUCCUCCUAUAACCCCUCCUCCUGGACACCUCAUGAGUCAGUUGCCACCGUACAUGAACCACCCUCCACCUGGCCCUCCUCCUCAACAUGGUGGUCCAGUAAAUGCCCCACCACCUCACCAUUACAAUCCUCAGUUCUCUGAGGAUAAAGGUACCCUUAGCCCACCAUUCAAUCAACCAGGAGGACUGAGUCCUGGGAUGUGGCCUGCUCCCAGAGGACCUCCCCCACCAAGAAUGCAAGGUCCUCCUCCACAGGGACAGAUGCCUGGUCCUCAUCACCCAGACCAGGGCCGAUACAGACCCUAUUACCAGUAGAAUGAUUUUUUUGGUAGUUUUGAACAUUGCUAUCAUAAGUGAGUUUAUGGUAGGGGUUUGAAAGUCUGUAUAGUUGAGUUUGAAUAUAAAAAUGCAUGUCUUUGAAGACUUUGCCGUUAAUUUCUGAUAUUAGAUUAUAUACUGUUAAUUACGGCCAAUUUUUUGGAUUUCAAAAUGUAUUUGGCAAAAUUUAAAAAAAUUGUCGAAUGUGUUGCUUUAUGAAUGUAUUAAUAAUUAAAUACUAAUUAAGGAUUGAUUUUA
This is a messenger RNA of Tachysurus vachellii, 1790 nucleotides long. RefSeq names its product Cbl proto-oncogene-like 1, E3 ubiquitin protein ligase (gene cbll1). The coding region runs from base 189 to 1529 and encodes 446 amino acids. Gene Ontology annotation, biological process: regulation of cell adhesion; protein ubiquitination. Lineage: Eukaryota; Metazoa; Chordata; Actinopteri; Siluriformes; Bagridae. The record is from RefSeq and is a predicted model, not a curated record. The transcript has 6 exons. Gene Ontology annotation, molecular function: ubiquitin protein ligase activity.